Molecule: messenger RNA, 2883 nt
Organism: Pectinophora gossypiella (pink bollworm)
Lineage: Eukaryota; Metazoa; Arthropoda; Insecta; Lepidoptera; Gelechiidae
Product: tribbles homolog 2-like
Exons: 5
Coding region: 330-1382 (350 amino acids)
Biological process (GO): protein phosphorylation; positive regulation of proteasomal ubiquitin-dependent protein catabolic process; regulation of MAP kinase activity
Cellular component (GO): nucleus
Molecular function (GO): protein kinase activity; ATP binding; mitogen-activated protein kinase kinase binding
Source: RefSeq, a predicted model, not a curated record
GCUUUUCGAACGAAGCGAUGUCAGUCUCGCAAUGGCGUUAGUGAGACAUAGACGUGUGUUCAUUUAAUUUCGCAACAACCCGAGCGGACACCGGCCCAAAAUAUUGGCCUGUCUAUUCCUGCUCGAAUUACUCGAAAUAUUUUCCUGUAAUUCAAAUAACAAAAGGCGACUCGUUCGUAAUCACGGAAAGUCAAAUUUUGGUACGAUAUCCACUCAGGGCGAAUCAUUUCAAGAUCAUGUUCAUCUCAUCGUAGUUCCUCGUCAGUUUAGUGUUUGUGUGUGUUGUGGACUCUAGUGUAACGUGACAGUGUUGUGUGAUUGUGUCAGUGAUGGAUCCGGGGUCACCAUCGUUGUUGUGGCCGCUGCGGCUGAGCAAGGGGUCGGGAGUGACCGCGGGCGAGGGCAGUAAGGCGGAGGAGCGCGCGGCGUCGCCGGCGCUGGCGGAGCGCCUGGCCGCGGCGCCCGCGUCGCCUCAAUCGCCACCCGCACCUCCUAGCCCGGCGCCGGCACCACCACCGCCACAGCACCAGUUCCAAGCGGCGCUUGUCGCUGAGAAAUACCUCCUACUGGAACAGGUCGAGGGCUCAUCCCUUUGCCGGUGUGUGGACGUGCGCACUCAAGAGGAGUUUGUCUGCAAAGUUGUGUCACGAGACUGUAGCAGUUUACUCCAAGCCCACUACCGCUUGGACGGGCAUCCGCACGUCAACCCCUUACAUGAAGUGCUAGUCGGAGACAAGAGGGUGUACCUCAUCUUCCCGCGGUCGCACUCUGAUCUCCACUCGUACGUGCGAGCGCGGAAACGGCUAAGGGAACAUGAAGCCCGCAGACUCUUCAGACAAAUGGCCGAAACAGUCGCAGCGUGUCACGAGCAAGGCAUCGUUUUACGGGACCUCAAAUUGAGAAAAUUCGUGUUCGCAGACCCCCAGAGGACGACGUUAAAGCUAGAGUCGUUGGAGGAUGCGGUAGUGCUAGACGACCCUGAGGAAGACUUGCUUCAAGACAAGCGAGGGUGUCCGGCUUACGUCUCCCCUGAGAUCUUGCGAGCGCACCGCACCUACUCCGGGCGGGCCGCUGAUAUGUGGUCGCUAGGAGUGAUUCUAUACACCAUGCUCGUUGGAAGGUAUCCAUUCAACGACAGCGAGCACGCGUCGUUGUUCGCGAAGAUCUCUCGCGGGUACUUCGUGGUGCCGGAGUGCCUGUCGUCGCGGGGCAAGUGCCUGAUCCGCUCGCUGCUGCGGCGCGAGGCGGGCGAGCGGCUGUCGGCGGCGGACGUGCUGCGGCACCCGUGGCUGGCGCGGGACCCGCGCAACGACCUGCCGCCGCGCGCCGCUGCCGCCAGCGAGCGCCUCGUGCCCGACAUCGACCUGCGGGACCACUACUAGGACGAGCCACGCGCCCGGUGCUGGCAUCGGGACCCAAACCAUCCUCCGUUGAGCCGGGAAACUCGACGGACCUUCAUUGUGAUUUCGGUUAUUUAUGAAUUUAUUUUAAGUGUCCGGCCUACUCGCGCUCGCUGAAAUAUAGUCGCCGAAGUUUCCGCGUGUUCCAUUUCAGUAGUACCCGAGCCAAAUAGGGGUCGAGAGGCCUCGCGUAGAGAUCGAGAUCCGUAGCGGGAUCGCGGCGGCGCGGCUGGCCCGCGCCCCGCCGACUAAUUUAUGAAGUAGAAGCUCGAACCUAACCACUAAGAAUCGCAUAAUCCUAUAGGAAACUAACGCUCUAUUACGAGAGGAAUUUAGUUUUAUGCGGCUUUUAUUGGCACUAUUUCGUUCUGGCUUUUACGAGCUGUGGUAUAGUCGUAACGUUCGUAAUGACAGAAUAAGUGAGACUGAUAUCGCGUUCGUGUGAUCCGACGGAGACGAGUUGCGAUCCAUCUAGCUAGCGCGGAGCAGGCGCGCUGCGGCCGUGGCCGUGCCUCGUGGCUCGAGACUCGCGUCUCGAACCUCGCGGCCCGCAGCGCCGCCUCGCUAACGCAACUUAUUUAUACAUAAAUAAAGCAUUCUGUUAACUAUUAUGUUAAUUCCUGUAAGCCUAAUGUAAUCAUAUCAAUUUCACAUCAAUAUAGAUGGGUAUAUUGCAUUGAAGUUGUUGCAGUAGUGUUAGGUAAAUUACCUAUGUAUAUUUUGUAUUUAUAUAAAAUUAAAGUUUAUCGUGUAAUUGUGAUCUCCACCGAUGUUAUUUAGCGAUACUUGAUUGCCAUUAUGUUGUUACAGACAGAAGUGAGAAUUCUUUUGUUGCACAACGAUCGGUUGCUUCCAUCAUAGAGUUAUUUUGAUAUAUUAUUUGGUUAUAUAAAAUCGUAAUUGUUUGGAAAAUCGACAUACGAAAUUAUUAUUGUUAUUAAAUCAACCAAAAUUAUGUUAUAAAUAUAUUCGCAAUACCAUGUACCGCAAAUGGUCGUAGAAUUUGGUCUGUGCCAUUUAUUUAAUUUAAACUAAUUUAUUGUUGUUGUAUGGACGGUCGGCUCGACGGCACUCUUAAUCCUAAACUAAAUUAUUUCCCAUUUGGUACCUGGUGUUGAGUUUUUAUUUUGAUUUUUCUUUAAUUUUGAGAUCAACUUCCUUUUAAGUUUUAAUUAAUUUUGUUCCAAAUCAAAAAUCUGCAAUGUUACCAUUCGACUAAAUUGUUACUUUAUUGAUUUACGGCUUAGUUGUUCUUCUCCUUUUCUAUUGUUUGGUUCUGUUCAACGUUUCAUGGAUUCAGUGUAAUGUUGAAGUAGUCAAGUCUUUCAAGUGACGAAAGCGUGUUGUACAAUAGUAGUCUAUGUAAAAUAGUACUUUUACUACUUUAAUUUAUACAAACUGUAAAUAGAGCUAAGAUAUCGUAAGAAUUAUCAAAAAAAGAAAGAAUGAUAGAGGGAAUAAAUAAUUUAGAAAAAAAUUAAAA